AUGACAUCUGAUGAGGUUAAGCCUAACAAAGGUAGUGGUGGGGAAUACAAUGAGGAUGCACCAUUGUCCCAAACAUUAGCACAACCAGUCAUAUCCGAUCCAGUUCCUAAGAAAGAUGAGAAAGAGAAGAAACUGAAGAGAUCAAGAGAACUUUCAUCAACGAGUAAGGAAAAGACCAAAAAAGUGAAAAAGAUCAAAACAGAAAAGCCUGCAAUUAAGUCGGAAAAUGAUGAAGAUAUCGAUGAAAAGAUGUCUCUUUCACAAGUAGCUGAGUUGAAAAGGGAAAAUAGCACUUUUGAUGAUGAAGAAGAGAAGUACAAAUGGUGGGAAAACGAAAAAAAUGAUGACACUAUAAAAUGGGUAUCAUUGAAGCACAAUGGUGUUUUAUUUCCACCCGAAUACGAACCUCUACCUUCUCAUGUGAAACUAUACUAUGAUGGUAAACCUGUUGAUUUACCCCCUGCAGCUGAAGAAGUUGCUGGUUUUUUUGCAAACUUACUACAUACUGAUCAUGCAAAGAACCCAGUCUUUCAAAAGAACUUUUUCGAAGAUUUCUUGCAAGUACUCAAGGAAUCUGGCGGCACCAGGAAUAAAAUAAAUAUAACAGUUUUUAAGAAAUGUGACUUUUCAAAGAUGAAUCAAUACUUUGAGCUGAAGAAAGAGGAGAAAAGAAACAUGUCUAGGGAAGAGAAAAAACAAAUUAAAUUGGAAAAGGAUAAAUUUGAAGAAAAAUUCAAAUUCUGUGAACUAGACGGUAGAAAAGAACAAGUCGGAAACUUUAGAGUUGAACCACCUGACCUUUUUAGAGGUCGUGGUGCACAUCCUAAAACUGGUAAAUUGAAAAGACGUGUAUACCCGGAAGAUAUAAUAUUGAAUUUAAGUAAAGACGCACCGAUACCGCCUGCUCCUCAAGGCCAUCACUGGGGAGAAAUAAGACAUGACAAUACCGUGCAGUGGUUGGCGAUGUGGAAAGAAAAUAUAUUUGGUUCUUUUAAAUAUGUUAGAUUGGCAGCCAAUUCUUCACUUAAUGGUCAAAGUGAUCUGAAAAAGUUUGAAAAAGCCAGGGAACUGAAGAAGUAUAUUGGUGAUAUAAGAAAAGAUUAUAGAGAAAGUUUUAAAAGCAAGAUUAUGCUCGAAAGACAAAAAGCAGUGGCUACAUACUUUAUUGAUGUAUUUGCCCUUAGAGCAGGUGGGGAAAAGUCAGAAGAUGAAGCAGACACAGUAGGCUGCUGUUCAUUGAGAUUUGAACAUGUAACAUUAAAACCACCAAAUACUGUAAUAUUUGACUUUCUUGGUAAGGAUUCUAUUAGAUAUCACCAAGAGGUCGAGGUCGAAAAGCAGGUGUUUAAGAACUUGAAAAUAUUUAAAAGACCACCAAAGAAAGAUGGCGAUGAUCUAUUUGACAGAUUGGAUCCGUCUAUCUUGAAUAAAUAUCUACAGAACUAUAUGCCCGGAUUAACCGCUAAGGUGUUCCGUACAUAUAAUGCUUCGAAAACAAUGCAGGAUCAAUUGGACUUAAUUCCCAAUGAAGGUACUGUGGCUGAAAAACUACUUAAGUACAAUGCUGCCAAUAGAGCAGUUGCCAUUUUAUGUAACCAUCAAAGGUCUGUCACGAAGGGGCAUGCUCAGUCUGUUGAGAAGAUGAAUCAGAAGAUUGAGGAGCUCUUGUGGCAAAAGAUACGACUCAAGAAAGGUAUCCUCCAAUUAGAACCAUCAAGAGCACAAAAGAACAAGAAGUAUUUCAAGGAGAUAAAUGACAUGACUAAAGUCGAACAAGCAACGAUACAUAAGCGAAUUGUUGACAGAGAGAGGGAAAGACUCAAGAAGAAGUUUGAGAGAGAUAAUGAGAAACUUGUUGCUGAGAAGAAAGAUCCAUUGCCGAAAACAGAAUUGAAGGAAUGGCUGAAAAAAGUUGAUGAUCUGGAGAAACAGUACAAGACAGAAUUAAAAACUGGCAAAGUAGAGCUUAAGGCAACCAUGCAAUCGGUUGAGAAACUAGAGAAACAAGUUGAAAAGCUAGAAGAGCGCAUAAAAACUAGCUCAAUUCAAUUAAAGGACAAAGAAGAGAAUUCUCAGGUUUCUCUAGGUACAUCUAAGAUCAAUUAUAUUGACCCCAGAUUAUCCGUCGUUUUCUGUAAGAAGUAUAACGUUCCAAUAGAGAAAAUUUUUACGAAGACUCUAAGGGAAAAAUUUGCUUGGGCCAUUGAAUCUGCUGAUGAGAAUUGGAGAUUCUGA
Nakaseomyces glabratus is the source of this 2235-nucleotide messenger RNA. RefSeq names its product DNA topoisomerase 1. The record is from RefSeq and is a predicted model, not a curated record. Gene Ontology annotation, cellular component: nucleolus; chromosome. Gene Ontology annotation, biological process: DNA topological change; chromosome segregation; DNA replication. Gene Ontology annotation, molecular function: DNA topoisomerase type I (single strand cut, ATP-independent) activity; DNA binding. Lineage: Eukaryota; Fungi; Ascomycota; Saccharomycetes; Saccharomycetales; Saccharomycetaceae.